AGGGGGGAGCUAAGCGCGGCCAUCAGACGUAAACAAACAGCUGAGUGUGUGAGUGGCGAGUGUUACCCAAGGCUGCUGUCCUGACGCCCCUACACUUCCCACUGUCACCGCCGCCAUGGAUAACUCUUCCUGGACAGCUCCCCCGGGAGCUGCUCAGCCCAUGGGGAUCCAGAGCACAGCGGGGGCCGUGCCUGUGAUGAAUGACAAGGGUGAGGUGUCCAUGAAGAAAGUGAAGGUGCAGCGUUAUGUGAGCGGCAAGCGGCCUGACUAUGCACCAGCAUCAUCAGAUGAAGAGGAAGAGGAGGAGGAGGAUUUCACCCGGCCACAGAGAGGUGGACCUCCUUCCCCACCACACCACAAGUCCCUCACAGAGGCAGAGAUGGCCGACCCUCGACUGCGGCGUUUGCUGGCGCAGCGUGCCCAGGCUGAAAGCGAUGAAGAGAUGGAGACAGACGUCCCAAGACGGAGGGUGACGCACCAGGCAGAGGUGGUGGACCUGAGUGAGGGUGAGGUCGAAGACGACGCCAAAGAAGAGGACCAGAUGGAGGAGGAGGACGAUGAGGAAGAGGAGAAACAGACAGAUUUCAGUGCCUUGCCUGAGAUGAGAGCAAGUCACCGCCUGGCUGAAUCAGACAGUGAGUCUGAGGACGAGGUGGAUGAAGAUGAACUUGCACUGCGGCGACUUAACAUGCGGCAGCGAGCGCUGAUGAAGGUCCAGCAGCAGGAGGAGCUGCUGGGGAAGGAGGAGGAGGGCAGUGAGGAGUCAUCUGAGGAGGAGAGCUCAGAAUAUUCAGAAGAGACAGACUCAGAAGAGGAAGGGCCCCGGUUGAAGCCCGUGUUUGUGAGAAAAAAGGACCGCGUCACCAUCCACCAGAAGGAGCAGCAGCAACUCAAGGUCAAGCAGCAAGAGGUGGAGGGGCGGAAACGUGUGGAGGAACGGAGACGAGAUACACUGCGGAUGAUUGAGCAAGAGAACCGUAGUGCGACAGGAGCGGGGCGAGGCACCGGCGCAGACACGAACGAUCCCCUCAACACAGUAAACACAGACGACGAGGCGGAUGAUGCAGAGUAUGAGGCCUGGAAACUGAGGGAGCUGCGUCGCCUCAAGAGGGACAAGGAGGAGCGUGAGGCAGCGGAAAAGGAGCGGGAGGAGGUGGACAAGCUGCGCACCAUGGGGGAGGAGGAGCGGCGCGUGGAGCUGCGCAACAACCCCAAGGUCAUCACCAACAAGGCUACCAAGGGCAAGUACAAGUUCCUGCAGAAAUACUACCACCGAGGCUCCUUCUUCCUGGAUGGAGAGGAGGAUGUCUUGAAGCGAGAUUUCUCGGGAGCCACGUUGGAGGACCACUUCGACAAGACCAUUCUACCAAAGGUGAUGCAAGUGAAAAACUUUGGGCGGUCUGGACGCACCAAAUACACACAUCUCGUGGACCAGGACACCACAUCCUUUGAUUCACCUUGGGCUGCAGACUCUCAGAUGAACCACAAAUUCUUCAAUGCUAAUGCUGGUGGAAUGAAGCAGAGCUUUGACCGCCCAUCCCUCAAGAAACGGGUGCCUGUCCCUCCUCCCAAUGCUCCUGCUCCAAGGAAGUAAAAUGGCAGAGCAAGAUUACCUAGGUGUCCAUUUUAUAGAAGAGAUGAGGAGUCACUUGUGUGUAGCUCCCCAUGCAUUGUGCUGAACAUAGGUUGUUUAUCGGCAGCCCCUAAGUUUGAUGUAUUUCUAUAUUAGUAAUGUAGUAAAUUCUGAAUAUCCUCCUCUCCAGCACAGUAGUGUACCUAAGGUGAUCGUGUGUUGACUUUUGGACACAGACCCUCAGUGAUGGGGUGUGAGCAUGCUGGGCUGGUGGUAUUUGGUAUACAGUACAAUUGGUCAUCUCACACCUGUUCGUACAAAAAAUAAAAAAUACCAUGAGAUGCAAAACUGCAAGAUAUAACAUUAAAAUAUGUGGUUAGUUUUAUAGGUAAUAACAUCCAUUGUGAAUUACCUGCAACCAACAGUUCUCACAUUGAAGAACAAUCUUGCACAUAGCCCUGAAACCAGCGUUAGGUAUUCUUGUACUAGUGCUGUCCUCUAAAGAGUUGAGGUAGUGCUGCAUUUUCCUGAUCACAGUCCAUAGUUAGGAAGGCUUGUUGUGACUGUCAGGGGAAAACAAACAUGGUGGGUUGCUCAUAGAAAAGCAGUAAAAGUAUCUGUCUUUAUUACUGCUAAUUUUGGCAUAUUCUUUUCUGUUGCAAGCGUCUGGAGCUCUCAAGACAUGAUAUAAGAGUAGUGACAUAUCUUGCAUCAGUUUUCAUUGUCGGUAGUGUAUGUGGACUGCCUGCUGUAACCCACUAUGUUCUGCCAUAGUACAGAAAGCAUCAUACAAAACAUUGUUAACAAACUUGUUCUUGUCCUGUGACAAUAACUGUGUACCAUUUGAAAUGGACUGCAUUUGGAGUCACAUGCUCAAAAAAAUUUUGUUUCCGAGAUGUAAGGCUAAACUAUCACUGGAGGCAACUCUCCUUGAUUUAUUGGCUGAUGAACUGUAGUAACUACAUUUAUUUUUUUAGAGUGCAUCUACCUAUGGUAGUUUUUCAAAGAUUAGAUCUAUGGAGGCAGCAAACUGUCCCUCAUCCUCUGCUUGGUCUGUUCAUGCACACCUAACAACUUAUCUUUGCUGCCAGUGCUAAACAUGAUUCAUGUCCAGGUAUAAUAUUUAAGCACAUUUGGAUGCUGAUUAAGGAGUUGUCAUGAACCCCUCAUUUUUCAAUGGUUUUUGUUCACAAUAUGAGAGACCAAUGCUGGGAGAACCAAACUAUUUCAACUUUUCUGCAUCUAAUUUUAGAGUUAACGAAUAUUGUAUGUAAAAUGUGGUAACAAAAAAGUGAAAGGAUUCUUGUGUGAGUGCAAUUUAUAAUAUUCAUUUUAUUUAUUUUUUUAGGGGGCAGUAUGUAAGAGAAUAAACCAUUCAUGAUCAGAGGUAUUUGUAUUCGCAGUCAUGUUUGGUUGACUAUGUAUAUGUUGUUUAUAUGACCAGGAAUCAGUUUGUAUCAAGUGUGUAUGAUGAUAUUGAGUAUAUUGAUCAUGCAUCAUUCAUGAUCAUCAUUUUCUUCUUUUAAAGUUUCACACUCACUUGGCUGUGUUGGUCUCAUCACCCAGCACCAGCAGCCUCCCUCCCUGCACAGCCCUACAUCACUUAGGUCGUGGAUCACUUCUUUCCAGAUUUUCUUUGGUCUACCUCUAAGAAUUUUAAGAACUACAUCAGAUUUCAACACUUUUUUCCCCAAAUUGUUUUUGACCAUUUUAGUAUAUUCGUAUAGUAUGUAGUUUUCAUAUUAUAGUAUUCUCCAAAUCUCAAUUUACUAAGUCAGUAAAAUGGAAAUUCAUUCUUUGAUCCAAACAAAAUAUCAUGCAAGGCAACACUACUCACAUAGUGAAACUGUGACCACUACAUCAGAGUUGGAGCUUUUCUAAUGCACCACCCAGCCCUUAAACAGACCAGAGGUUUUGUACUGCAGAUUCAAACAUUGAUGACUUGCAGUUGUAAAUAUUUUUUUAGUUCACUAAAGCCUUAAAUUUAGGCAUUCGAGUAACUGAAUUUUUGUCUUUACUUAUUCCACCAGUCCCUAUGCCUUCCAGUACCUCUUGCAUGUCUUUCAUCACUCCGGCUGACUCCCACUUCUCCCACACCUUAGUCCCUCCCUCCCAAGUAUAUCUCAUUUUCUUAAGUACAAGUGUAGCAGUUUCUGCAGUCCAUUACAGUUGAUGUGUAGACAGGAAUGCUGAAUGAAUGUAUAGUGGAGUAGAUGGGAAUGCUGAAUGAAUGUACAGUAAAUCAAUAAAUAAAUAUGAAAGGA
Molecule: messenger RNA, 3837 nt
Organism: Portunus trituberculatus (swimming crab)
Lineage: Eukaryota; Metazoa; Arthropoda; Malacostraca; Decapoda; Portunidae
Gene: Mfap1
Product: microfibrillar-associated protein 1-like
Exons: 7
Coding region: 116-1594 (492 amino acids)
Biological process (GO): mRNA splicing, via spliceosome
Cellular component (GO): U2-type spliceosomal complex
Molecular function (GO): RNA binding
Source: RefSeq, a predicted model, not a curated record